AUGUCUUUAGCUGUAAAGAGUAGAGUUUAUCAAGUCACUGAACAGCAAAUUUCUGACAAGGUGAAAAACAUCACAAGAGAAAAUCAAGAACUUGUACAAAAGUUGUCAGAUUAUGAACAGAAGAUCAAGGAAUCAAAGAAAUAUAUUCAAGAAACGAAGAAACAAAAUAUGAUACUUUGUGAUGAAGCAAUUGAAUAUAAGGAUAAAAUCAAGACACUUGAAAAAACUAAUGAAAUUCUGGAUGACACAGCUAAAAGUCUUCGUGUUAUGUUAGAAUCUGAGAGAGAACAUACUGUCAGGAAUCGGGACUUGAUAUUAGAAAACAGGAAAUUUAUAGAGAAGUUAAACAAUAUUAUCUCCAUGAAUGCUUCAGAAAUUUCAGAGGUUCAAAUUGGUCUUAAUGAAGCUAAGCCUUAUGAAGAGAAGGUGAAGUCUGAAUGCCACCGGCUUCAAGAAGAAAAUGCUAGGCUUAAGAAGAAGAAAGAACAGUUGCAGCAGGAAAUCAGAGACUGGAGUAAAUCACAUGCUGAACUCAGUGAGCAAAUCAAAUCAUUUAAGAAGUCUCAGAAAGAUUUAGAAGUAGCUCUUACUCACAAAGAUGAUAAUAUUAAUGCUUUGACUAAUUGUAUUACACAGUUGAAUCGGUUAGAGUAUGAGUCUGAAUCUGAGAAUCAAAAUAAAGGAGGAAAUGAGUCAGAUGAAUUAGCAAAUGGAGAGGUGGGAGGUAACCGGAAUGAGAAAAUGAAAGAUCGAAUUAAGCAGAUGAUGGACGUCUCUCGGACACAAACUACAAUAUCAGUAGUUGAAGAGGAUCUAAAACUCUUUCAAUUUAAGCUAAGAGCCUGGAUAGCCACAAAAUGUAAUCUGCAAGUUGAAAUAAAGCAAUUAGAAAAGGACCGCAGUUCACUGCAGUCUGCCAAAGCUGGACUGGAGGAAGAAUGUAAAACCCUGAGGCAGAAAGUGGAGAUUUUGAGUGAACUAUACCAGCAGAAGGAGAUGGCUCUGCAAAAGAAGUUGAGUGAAGAAGAGUAUGAGCGGCAAGAAAGAGAGCAGCAGCUGUCAACUGCAGAUGAGAAGGCGGUUUUGGCUGCAGAGGAAGUAAAAACUUACAAGCGGAGAAUUGAAGAAAUGGAGGAAGAAUUGCAGAAAGCACAGCGCUCAUUUAGAAACCAGAUUGCUGCUCAGGAAAAAAAACUGCAUGCUAACUGGGUAAAAUUUCGUGCUGCAGAAAGGGCUAUAGCUGAAGAGAAAAGGGAAGCCGCUGACCUGAGACACAAAUUAUUGGAAAUAACUCAGAAGGUGGCACUGCUGCAUGAAGAGCCUGGGAUUGUGAAACCAAUGCCAGGAAGACCAAACACACAAAACCCUCCACGGAGAGGUCCUCUGAGCCACAAUGGCUCGUUUGGCCCAUCCCCUGUGAGUGGUGGAGAAUGCUCCCUUCCACUGGCAGCAGAGCCACCCGGGAGGCCUCUCUUCGCUACACUCAACCGAAGAGAUAUGCCUAGAAGAGAAUUUGACCCAGGAUCUGGUGCAGCUGCCAUGAUGAACAGCAACUCAAGAAGCUCUUCCCCUUCUAAGGUGAUGGACGAGGGCAAGCAAACUGUUCCCCAAGAGCCUGAAGGCCCUUCAGUUCCCAGCAUUACUUCUUUGGCUGAGCAUCCAGGAGCAGUUAACAUGGCUCCUAAAGGCCCCCCGCCUCCUUUUCCGGGGGUGCCCCCCAUGAGCUCCCUGGUUGGAGGCCCCAUCCCACCACCCACUCGAUAUGGACCACCUCCGCAGCUCUGCGGGCCUUUCUGGCCUCGGCCAUUUCCUCCACCAUUCGGUAUGAUGAUUUGAAUAGUAGUAACUGACUUGUAGAGCAUAUUCACCUUUUCUCUC
Cynocephalus volans (Philippine flying lemur) is the source of this 1878-nucleotide messenger RNA. RefSeq names its product transport and Golgi organization protein 1 homolog. Gene Ontology annotation, cellular component: endoplasmic reticulum membrane; endoplasmic reticulum exit site. Gene Ontology annotation, biological process: endoplasmic reticulum to Golgi vesicle-mediated transport; protein secretion; vesicle cargo loading. Bases 1 to 1836 code for a protein of 611 amino acids. The transcript is spliced from 21 exons. The record is from RefSeq and is a predicted model, not a curated record. Lineage: Eukaryota; Metazoa; Chordata; Mammalia; Dermoptera; Cynocephalidae.